GCACCACGUUCCGGCUGCCGGCUCGCGUGCUGGCCGGGCAAGUUUUCGCCUCCUCUCCCUGCUCUCCUUGCUGCGCAUGACGAGCUUGCGAUAGCACGGCUCGCGGCGGCGGCCGCGCACCUGCAAAGCCAACGGCUCUGGCAUAUCGCGACCGCGGCUGAGCGCAGCGCACGCACGUGGUGGCGCUGCACAGGGGGCGAGGACGCUGCCACGUCGCCUCGAAAGGCACUCGUAUCUCUCACGAGCGCGCUGCCGUCAAGCCAUUCCGACGGGCAUGCGCAUCGGCAACGAUGCGCAGCUCCGGCGCAGGUCCAGCUCGAGUCAGCGCACCGAUGCUCGCCGAAGCUUCGGCGCACAAAGCUGUACCGCGGCAGAAGGUGGAGCGCGACGCAGCAAACUCCGGGUCAGCCGCAGUGAGGACCCUGUCCUCGGCGCAACGGAGAACAGGCCGCCUGCCUCGGCCACGCAAAACGUGCCGCUGCGCCGGUGCGCGUGCCUCGGCGUGGCGCUGGCGCCCUCGUGCUGGUGACGUUGCACGGCUGAUCGCCGAGGCAGACCCUGGAGCACGCACGCCACGCUGCCCUGGGCUCAUCGGUGCGCACUCGCUUGCACUCGCUCAUUCGCUAGCACGCGCCUGCGAGAGACGGAAGAUACAUUCGCACGGAGGUUCGAGAAGACAUAGGUCGGACGACUGCAGCGCGCUCGGAUGUCGCGAUGCUUGGGCGACAGCAAGACGGGCUUGUGGCAACGAAGAGGCGGAGCUGCAGAACGGAACUGACAUGGCGUCGGAGAAUCGGGAACCGUGUAGAGAGAGAGCCUAGACAUGAGAGGGCGAUCGCGUCGGGCGAGCAGUUUGAGGUAGCGCUGGACUCGCCAG
This is a messenger RNA of Tilletiopsis washingtonensis, 877 nucleotides long. RefSeq lists its product as hypothetical. The record is from RefSeq and is a predicted model, not a curated record. The transcript has a single exon. Lineage: Eukaryota; Fungi; Basidiomycota; Exobasidiomycetes; Entylomatales. Bases 291 to 821 code for a protein of 176 amino acids.